Cyprinus carpio (common carp) is the source of this 4466-nucleotide messenger RNA. Its product is annotated as TGF-beta receptor type-1-like. Gene Ontology annotation, molecular function: transforming growth factor beta receptor activity, type I; ATP binding; activin receptor activity, type I. The record is from RefSeq and is a predicted model, not a curated record. Lineage: Eukaryota; Metazoa; Chordata; Actinopteri; Cypriniformes; Cyprinidae. Gene Ontology annotation, cellular component: plasma membrane; activin receptor complex. Gene Ontology annotation, biological process: activin receptor signaling pathway; heart development; protein phosphorylation.
GCCCUGUGGAAACCAGCUAAGCAAACCAUCUUAAGCUCUUCCUCAGCCUCAGCUGUUUUUAUUUUUAUACAAAAUUACUGCCAUGAGUAUCUCAUUACAAUUAGCUUGAUUGAAUUAUUUUGAAACCCUAAUCAUAAGAACUGCAUCUGGAAUGAUCAGAUACAUUUCCUAACUACAUUCACAGGACAGGUUUACAGUAAUUUUGAGGCACAGCAGAGCCGAACUGCCCGGCUGGACUGAGACAGGGUAACGCGUGAACAAUGUGGGCGGAGCAUAAUUCUCCGUGGUGACCAAUCAGAACGCUCCCUUUCUAGAAGCAAAGACCCGACUACUUGAAUGUGUGAGGAAAAAAAAAACUGACCAGUUCUAAAGAAUGCUCUCUACCACGAUGGACGUGGGAACAUUACUUAGCCGCUCGUUACUGCUGACUUUACUCGUAUUCACGGUGACCCAGGAGGCACGAGGAUUCCUGUGUUAUUGUGAGCGAUGUGUAAAUCGGACUUGCAGCACAACUGGCCUGUGUUUUGCUUUCAUUACAAAGUCUGCCGGACUGAUCGUGACACAGGAGGGUCAGUGCAUUCACCAGGAUGAACUUUACCCACCGGACAGGCCUUUCCAGUGCGCCCCCUCCAACAACGGAAAGCAUCCGUACUGCUGCAACACACACAUGUGCAACAGGAACCCAAAAGUCAUCCCAGAGUUGCCUGACACUGAGCCCCAGUCUCUGAGUCCCGUAGCUUUGGCCGCAGUGAUUGCUUCCCCGAUCUGCAUAUUGAGCUUUGUGCUGGUGCUGAUCUUCUACAUGUGCCAUAAUCGCUCCAUCAUCCACCAUCGUGUGCCAAAUGAGGAAGACCCCACUAUGGACCACCCAUUCCUCGCUGACGGCACCACGCUGAAAGACCUUAUCUAUGACAUGACCACUUCUGGAUCCGGCUCAGGCUUGCCACUGCUAGUGCAGAGGACUAUUGCCAGGACCAUCAUCCUCCAGGAGAGCAUAGGGAAGGGUCGUUUUGGAGAGGUGUGGAGGGGCCGCUGGAGUGGAGAGGAGGUGGCAGUAAAGAUCUUCUCCUCCAGAGAGGAGCGUUCUUGGUUCCGUGAGGCCGAGAUCUACCAGACUGUCAUGCUUCGUCAUGAGAACAUCCUGGGCUUUAUUGCUGCGGACAACAAAGAUAACGGCACAUGGACUCAGCUGUGGUUGGUUUCUGAUUACCAUGAGCACGGCUCGCUCUUUGACUACCUGAACAGGUACACGGUCACAGUGGAGGGCAUGAUCAAGCUGUCUCUCUCCACCGCCAGUGGUCUGGCUCAUCUGCAUAUGGAGAUUGUGGGCACUCGAGGUAAGCCUGCAAUUGCCCAUCGUGAUGUGAAAUCCAAAAACAUCUUAGUGAAGAGGAAUGGUACCUGCUGCAUCGCUGACCUUGGAUUGGCCGUGCGGCACGACUCAGCCACAGACACCAUUGAUAUUGCACCCAACCACAGAGUGGGCACUAAAAGGUAUAUGGCCCCUGAAGUGCUGGAUGACUCUAUUAACAUGAAGCACUUUGAGUCUUUUAAAAGGGCAGACAUCUAUGCCUUGGGUCUGGUGUUUUGGGAAAUUGCUCGCAGGUGUUCUAUUGGAGGCAUCCAUGAGGACUACCAGCUCCCCUACUAUGACCUUGUACCAUCUGAUCCGUCAAUAGAGGACAUGAAGCGGGUAGUGUGUGACCAAAAGCUCCGUGCCAACAUCCCUAACAGGUGGCAGAGCUGCGAAGCCCUGCGUGUGAUGGCAAAGGUCAUGAGGGAAUGCUGGUACGCCAACGGAGGUGCUCGUCUCACCGCGCUGCGUGUGAAGAAGUCUGUAUCCCAGCUCAGUCAACAAGAGGGCAUCAAGAUCUAGAGCAAACCUCUCUUCAUCUUUACACUGCCUAUCCACUCCCUCCACUCAUCUAGAGAGGACAGCGAGGGACGUACAUCCGGUGUGGAGGUUUACUUCAAUCAGGGAUAUCGAGAGACCAGAAGCGAUUGGUGCUGUUCCCUGUAGACAUCCUCAUCAUGCAAGACCACCUCAGACAAACUUUACCAGCCUUGCUUCAUCUGGUGAGUCACCAAACAGCUAACCACAGAUGGCCAUUCGGUGUCAAUGAUGUGCUUUGCAAGCUGGACUUGAGUCUUUUUGGGCUUAUUUCUGUAUAGCCUGAGUCGACUUGCUUGUGUAUAUUUGUAUGCUCAUAUUCACGUAUAGAUGUACACUGAAACAAAAACACGACUUCACCGCACUCUCUUUCCAGAGACCGGGAGCAAGCGAGAGCAGCGCAUUCAAUCAUGCAGCAUAUUAGAAGCAGCCCACGGAGCUGCCUGAAGGGAGCAGUCCUUAAAGAAUCAGCAUGAAAACUGGGUUAGUCAUUAAGAGCCAUUUGUACAAAGGCCAACUUAGCUACAGAACAUCUGCGUUAAUGUAAUAAGGAUGUGUAUGCUUUGAUACACAUUUGAACGGAGGGGAGAUCUGAUUAUAUUUUGCUUCAGUACAUAAUUUACAGUUUCCGUUCAUGCACCUCGAGGCUUUAAGAGAACAUGGACACAUGUAGCUCGGAAAGAUGGUAACUAUGACCUAUGUAUUGUAUUUUGCACUGUCCAUAUAGUCUGAGCAUGUUCUUCUGGUUGAGUUAUCCAGUCUUACUAGUUUUGCUGUACGUGCUGUUUUUAUGGAGCUGGAUUUAUUCAGAUCAGUACAAGACGUCAUUUUGAUUGUGACCCCAUGCGUAUAGUUGAGCAACAGUCUUUGAGCUGCAAUGUACUGUAUCCCGUGGAUGUGUAACUCUGUAUUUGGUCAAGCUAAGCAGCAAUAAGUGCUCCUUUGAUUAUUGUUUUUUUUGUAUUUCAUAGCUGGAGGCUAACUGCGCCUAGAGUCAAUGAAUGUGCUUUAUGUCCCUUAUCAAACUCUUUCUGUGAUCUCAAAACUUUUUUAGACCGUCUAUAGACAUUUUGAAGAAAUCUGUCUUUAUUUGGACAGCCGAAAAUGGGGUGUUUUUUUACAGUCAAGUCAGGUGGAAAUCGCUGGAAAUCACUCUUUGAACCAGGCUACUUUAAAGGAAUAGUUCGCCAAAAAAUGACGAAUAUCGUCAUCAAUUCCUCACUUUCAUGUCAUUUCAAACUAAUGAGACUUUCGUUUGUCAUUUUUAAUGAAAUCUGAGAGAUUACAGUCCAUCCUUUGAAAGUCUAUGUAACCAAAAUGUUGACACUUUAAUAAGUUCAUAAAGAGUUCCUAAAAUGUCUAUGAACUUCAUUUUAAAUAUCCUCAUUUGUGUUUCAAAGAUGAACAAAAGUCAUACAGGUUUGGAAUGAGUAACUGAUGACAGAAUUUUCAUUUUUGUUAUAAACUCAUGCCAAAAAUCACCAGCAGCCUUCAGUACGUUCCAGUCAAACAAUGAAGCAAAUGUCUAGGUUUCUCUAGGUAUCCACAACCUCACCGGAUCAGAUAUUGUCUUAAGAUUUUAUUUUUUUCAUUUGAUGUCAUUUACUCUAUCUAAAGAGUCAGUGUACAUAUUUUUUACAUAUAUAUAUAUAAAAAGGAAACAAGACUACACGGUCACUUUGGUGUCAUGUUGAACAUUCAGUAUUUUCGAUCUGAGCUUAAAAAGGUCACACUACAAUAGCGCCACACUGUUCUGCAACCCACAUUGGCAUUAACUCGAUGAAUCAAUGUGUUCCUGCUCAAAAGGGCAGGAAAUGAUGUGGGAUGCAGCCAGGAACACUUACACUAUGAUAUGCAAUCUCACUGUGUUCUCCAGCGCAUGAUGCAAAACAAGUGCCUCGAUUUUAUAAAGAUUGUGCUUUCUGCAAAGUCACGAAUUAUUGGUAUUUCCAGCCCCUGAAAUCCAGAAUGGAUCUGUAUUCGUAACUAUUUGAAGGUCAUACCUCUGUUCAUCUUUGUUCAUUCCAAGGUUAUUGUUUUGCUAUUCAGAUUCAUUUUCCUUUAUAUAUUAGUCAUUCCAGAAGCCUUUUUUAUAAUGAGUGCCUACUGUGGUUGGUGUAAAAGUAAUUUGUAUGGGUUUCUGGUCACACUGAAGCUUCUUUAAAAAGCUGAACCAACACUACAGUGCAAAACUCAAAAACAAUUCAUCUCAAAAGCAUACCUCUUUGGACAAUGUAAUAAUUUACCUCAGUGUACAUAAAGGUUUGUUCAUUUAAAUUAAAUUGAUUUGUACAAAGUACUUUCAUUGUAAAAUGUUUUUAUGUUUUGUUUGUGUCUUUCAAGGAAUUGUCAAUAAUGUAUUCCAGUGCUCUCCCUGAUAUUUGAAACACUCGGCAAUCUCUGCAAAUGAGAAAGACUUUUCUUCUACAGUGUCACUUUGUCAUUUAGAGUAGUGUUCACAGAUCAGAUUGAGAUGAAUCACUGUAAACGAAUGAGAAGAUAUGCGGAUAUGUCUUUUUUCGGUUGUUAAACUUAUAAAUAUGAAAUUCAUGUUAAUAAAUAGGUACUUAUUUUA